Molecule: messenger RNA, 1487 nt
Organism: Nematocida minor
Lineage: Eukaryota; Fungi; Microsporidia
Exons: 1
Source: RefSeq, a predicted model, not a curated record
UAUUUUCUAAAGACAAUCCGUUUGUUAAGUUAGUUAGAAGCCACUUAAAGGAAAAGAUUUUGGUAUCUAGAAAUGAUUCUUUCACACUAGCUAGUAUAAUAGAAUAUCUAGUUUCUCCUGUAGAGAGUAGAAAAAUGUAUACAUGGGGCGGUAUUUUUUUUUAUCUGAGAAUAUGCAUUCCUCUUGGACUAGCUAGCCAUAGUGAUGAUAUUUUGAGUAUCUUGCUGACUUUUAUAGACCUGGAGAAUGUGCUAGAAAAGGAUAUUUUUAUACAAAAUGCUAAGCUUUCUGGUGACUUUAAAUUUUCAAAGUUCAAAUAUUUUAGUUCCGUAAGAAGAAUCAAUCUAGAAAAUGUGUCUCUGCACUCAAACACUUUUAAAGACAUGGAGUUCCUCAAAGCACUCAAAGAUUUAAGAUUCUCUCUAAAGACAAAGCUAGAAGGGAAUACAGAUGUAAAAGUUAAUAUAGCCAGUUUAGAAUCUUUAACAAUAACAGAACUCGAGGAAGAAGAGAUUAAGCAUUUCCUGCGCUCUACAGACGAUAAGUGCUGUCCUCCCAGAUUAUCAGUUAAAAAUGUAAAUUUAUCUGAUACUGAAGAAUUUUCUAGAUUGUCAUAUCUGUCUUCUCUUAUUACAUUAAAUUUGUGUGAAAUAGUGUUUAAAGAAGUGCCUGACUUUACUUUCAUCAAGAAAACUAAGGCAAUGAAGUAUUUAGGAAUGCUAGAUAUAUUCUAUGGGUAUGCCGAGAAGUACGAAGAAAGCUCAUUCUCACAAAUUAGAAAAAAUGUAAACUACUUAAAUCAAAGCCAAACUCAAAAAAAGUAUGAUACAUACUCCGAAAAAGAAAAGAAGAUUAUUGAAGAAAAUAGAAAGAUAGGAGAGGCCAUUAGCAUAGAAUGGAUUGAUGUAAAUAAGAAUCUUUAUCACGACUUGGGAAUUAGUAAUCUCAGAACAUAUAAAAAAGCUACUAUAAACCUUAUAUUUCCUUUUCUUAAAGGCAAUAACUCUACUGAUGUAGAUUUAUAUAAUAUAGGAUUCUUUUUAGGCUUUGAUCAAGAGCAUAUAAUAAUUUCAAGCCGUUUAGACUCUAAAAGGCUGGAAAAGGAAUGUAUUCCUAUUAUCAGCGGUUUGGAGCUUCCUUUUAGUUCCUGCAUAAGCGUUAAAAACAUACAUCUACAGUUCUAUCACGAAAAUGAAGUACCUGAGGAAUUUACGAGCAUUCUUAUGAGAUCAACCUAUUUAUAUUCACAAUCUAACGAAAUUGAAAGGAUAUAUGCUAAGUCAACAAGUAAAGCCAAUAUAGACAUGAAUGCUGUCAUUGAGUGUGGUAAACAUUUUAAAGAACUCAUAUCAGUAGAUAUUGAAGAUUGCGAACUAUCACAAACAUCCAUCAAAAGCUCAAACAAAAUAGGAGUAGACGAUACACCUGAGUAUGUCGUAAGUAAAGUCAGUCAAGGAACACAAAUAUAUUUCAUCACAAAUCCUUAA